GUCUAGACCUGGCUUUGGGCCGGGUUUGGGCCGAGUUUCAGGCCCAUGGCCCGGCCCACAAGGCCCAUGGACGGGCCGGGGGUCAGGUCAGCCCACCCAUGGGCCAAUGGGCCGGCCCAUGGGCGGCCCACGAAAUGCCCAUUUGGCUCCCAAAUUGCAUAAAACUAAUGCAUAACUUGCUUACUUAGCUCGAUAAAAUACCAUCGUUUUGUAUACCAUCUCUUAACUAUGCUAUUAAUACCAAAUUUACAAAUGCCUUUUGAUUGCA
Messenger RNA from Aspergillus ruber CBS 135680, 268 nucleotides. RefSeq lists its product as uncharacterized. The record is from RefSeq and is a predicted model, not a curated record. The annotation marks the transcript as partial. The transcript has a single exon. Lineage: Eukaryota; Fungi; Ascomycota; Eurotiomycetes; Eurotiales; Aspergillaceae.